Penicillium olsonii is the source of this 748-nucleotide messenger RNA. NCBI's taxonomy places the organism in Eukaryota, Fungi, Ascomycota, Eurotiomycetes, Eurotiales, Aspergillaceae. The record is from the annotation of a GenBank genome assembly.
CCCGGUCGGAUCGGUGCGGCGCCGAGAGAUUUGAAUUCUUUCUCCCCUUCUCCUUCUUCCUUCCUCCCCACCACCUUUAGCUUCUCCCCCAGAAUCGACCCCAAGGGAUCUCUUCAAAAUGAUCGCCGCACGGAACUUCUCUGCUGCUCGUCAGUGCCUGCGCCCGUCUCGCGUGACCCCCCGAUUUGCUGCUCCCAUUGCGCAGAUCCGCUUUUACGCCAGCCCUGCGCAGGAGGCUGUUGCCAAGUUCAAGGGUCAGAAGGGUCCCGAUGGCAAGUACACUGUUACUCUGAUCGAGGGUGAUGGUAUUGGUCCCGAGAUCGCUCAGUCCAUCAAGGACAUCUUCGAGGCCGCCAAGGCCCCCGUCAAGUGGGAAUCCGUCGAUGUCACCCCCAUCCUGAAGGACGGCAAGACCGCCAUCCCCGAUGAUGCCAUCGCCAGUGUGCGCCGCAACUACGUCGCGCUCAAGGGUCCCCUGGCCACCCCCGUUGGCAAGGGUCACGUCUCCCUGAACCUGACUCUCCGCCGUACUUUCAACCUGUUCGCCAACCUGCGUCCCUGCAAGUCCAUUGCUGGCUACAAGACCCCCUACGACAACGUCGACACAGUCCUCAUCCGUGAGAACACCGAGGGUGAAUACUCCGGUAUCGAGCACGUCGUUGUUGACGGUGUCGUUCAGAGCAUCAAGCUCAUCACCAAGGAGGCUUCCGAGCGUGUCCUGCGUUUCGCCUUCCAGCCACCAUCAUGA